Adineta steineri is the source of this 705-nucleotide messenger RNA. NCBI's taxonomy places the organism in Eukaryota, Metazoa, Rotifera, Eurotatoria, Adinetida, Adinetidae. The record is from the annotation of a GenBank genome assembly.
AUGAUGACAACAAUAGCAAAAGCAUCAAUAGCAUUGAUGUUAACAACAACAACUACAGAACCAUCAACAACAACUACCACAGAAUCAUCAACAACUACUACAGAACCAUUAUCAACGUUUAUAACAACAGCAGAACCUGGAUCGACAACAACAGAAGCAGAUCUUAUCUCACUUGAUAGUACUGAUAGAGGUGUCUAUGCCAUAUAUCAGACAAAGAUAAGCAAGAAUAGUCAAAGGUCAGCAGUUGGUAACCUGUAUGGUAGCUAUCCUCCAGACCAGUCACCAGACAAUGCAUGCGAUGGUAAUCAUCUCACAAAGUAUUUAAACUUUGGAAUGUGUUUUGAAGAUAGCCAUGAAGUUCAAUGUGGUUUGGAUACUGGUUUUUUUCUGGAGUUGAAGCGGGGUGCAUCAUUAGUUACAGGUUUACAAAUCUGCACAGCCGAAGAUUAUGCAACGCGUGAUCCACUUACGAUAUCAUUGGAAGGAAGCAAUGAACCGUAUCCAACUCUCAUUCUUGGCCCGAGCUGGACUCUGAUCUACAAUGGGCCUAGUGGUCUUCAGAAAGAUCCUGGUAGACUCACCUGUGGAAUUGUGCAGCUGGUCAACAAUUCAGCUCAGUAUAAAAGUUAUCGGUUUCUUGUUUCAGGCAAGCGGAAUAUCUCGAACAGUGUUCAGUAUUCUGAAUUAAAGCUAUUUGGACACUGA